UUUCAUUACACAUAUGACAUGUAAGGGGAAAUAAUGUCAAAUAUUCGAUCUCAUGUUAAAAUUGUAAGUGUAUCCCAUUAAGAGAAAAAUAUAACAAAUCACUGAGCAAUGAGUGAAGAAAUAACUACAAUAAAAAAGGAUGGAUAUUCGAACCGAAUACAGACAAAAAAUGAUUCGUUUUUGAGUAUAUUGCAUGAUAAAAACAAAAUGAUAGAAAAAUUGCAGAGGCAGUUGCAUUUCCAAAAGUUGCAACUGAAAUAUUAUCUUGGGAAAACUUUCAAGAAUUCAAAAAUGGUGGAAUUAUCUAAAUCAUGUAACCCAUCAGUAAUGGAAGAAAAUAUACCAGUAACAUUAGCCAUAAAUCGUUUCUGCCUCAAAGUUGGCAUAAAGAGCAGAAUCAUCAUUUUGUACGAGCGUAUGUGCGAGAUCGAUGGAAAAAUCAGCAAUUUAUUACGCAUACAAGAAUGUCUGCUGCGGAGAGUGGUGGAGAAGAUCUGCGAAACGCUGAAGAGGGAAGACGGUAUAACUUUGCAGAUCCAGGUUCGGAACAUGCUGGCUAGUCCUGAGUAUUUGGGCCUAUUCAACAACCUGCUAAACGCAAGUGUGGGUCUGAGGAAGAACCUGGACACAUUUCGUAUUUGCUGCGAUAGGCUUCUUAUCAUAGAGGAAGAGAGAAAUUCAAUUGUUGAACAGGUUUAUAAUCUGCCAAUCGAGCAACGGACCAAUUGUAACUAUUUGAUCGGAAUCCAAAUCGAAAAAGUGCAACUCCAGAACAGGCUGAAGGAUAUCUUAAAGGAUCAAAGCGUCCUACGGAAAAGGAUCGAGCAGUUAAAUGAAAUCGAAGGUGAACUGAAGAACCUUCAAAUUGAAUAUAAGGUUGCCAACAGAAAUUGCACUGAACAUAUGACUGACAUGUUGCGAAGGGUGAACUUCGAAGCUUUGGGUCUCAUUGCAAAAUCGAAUCAGCAAAGGGAGAAAUACACCAAGGAAAUAGUGAAAUUGAAGUGCGAGAACCAGAAAAUAUUGAAAAUGGUGGAAAAAUUGAAAGUAUUCGUUGAGGAGAAGGAAAUAAAUCAAGAUUCUAUGAAGCUCGAUGUGGUUUACUCAGCUGGACUUUAUCAAGCGCUGGAUAGGGAAAUAAAUCAGGCCAUUCAGGAUAAUGAAAUGAACAAGGAUUCGAGAGCCGAAAAAAUAAAGAACGAAUGCAGGGAGCUGUCGCAGAAAUUGCAGAACGCCCGAAACGAGAACAAUUUGCUGGAACAUGAGCUCGAACGUGUCAAAGCGGAAUACACUGAGGCGAGACGGCGGUGGGAGUGCGAGCUGGAGGAGGCCAGAAGGGAGAAGGACGAGUACAAGGCCCAAGUUGAAGACCUGCAAGCCAUCCGAGCCGCCUACGCGCAGCUCGCAGACAGUCACGCCAGCAUGACGGAAGACAUGAGGGAGAGAACCAGCGGCGUUAUGAAGGGCAGAGACGCGGAGGAUCUGAGAAGAGUGCGCGAAAUAGAAUAUGAGAACAUGAAGUUGACGAAAGAAGUGGCUGAACUGAAGGAGGAGACGAAUAAGCAAAAAUCUAAAAUCCGAAGAUUAUCCGAGCAAAUCUUGAACCUCAACGGUAACAGCCAAAAGAUCCUGGAAAUCAUCCAGCUCGAAACCAAAGACGUUGGUUCCGGAGACGUGGGAAACGAAAACGAUUCUUAUCUACCAAAGACCAACUCCUGCAACUUAUGUGGAAUACGUUCGGAAUUUCAGAAGGUCGUUAUACAUCAGGAAAGUCAGAGGCCCAAAGAAUCCCAAGAAGAUGUCAGAAAGGAGGUUCAAAUCGUAAAACUACAGGAAAACACAACACCUAAAGAUUCUACCUAUAGCUCUAACGAAGGUCAAAGCAACACCCUCACUUUCAGUCUUUUGGAAUCUUCGAGUGACCAGAACGAAACGAAGAAUUCCACUGGAAGCAGAGAUUUUACCACACCAGAAAAAUCCAUAAUCAGCAUUGGAGGCUUGGAAUUCGAGGUGCCGAACAAGAACAUCGAAACAACCCUGGAGUUCCAUUCGAUCCAAAGGGAAGAAAGGGAAGACGGAAUCAGGGAUAUACUGGAUAAGAAUGACAAUGUUGAAGAAAUACUGAAGAUAGGAGAUAACUCCAUGGUUUCCGUCAAAGUUAGGUAUGUCCCACCUAGUAAGUUACCUAGAAGAACUUCUAAGAGGAAGAUCGUCGAGGAGCAACCUUCCGAAUUGGAGUUGCGAGAAGAUCGUUCGGAAGACGCCCUUCAGGCUACGUUAGCUCCGAUCAAACAGGUCAUCCAGUUGAAACCUUUGAAGAACCUCAACGCCUUGGCCAAAACGGAAGAAAGCAAGCCUCUGAAAGUCACCUACAGGAAUCUGAACGAAUACAGGUCCACCACGGAUUCAGAUCCGGCCACGGAGUCGCAGUCGAGUGAGAUCGAUAACCACGGUAAGAUGUAUGUUAGAGAGGUGAAGAUGAAACUGAGGGCUAUGACAGAUCGAAGGGAGGAAGAUGAACCGUUUCCGGUUGCCCAGUUUGGAACGGAAGGUAGAGUCAAAAGUUUGGGUCAUCUGGGAUUGUAAAUUUUCCGAACUGGUGUAUCCGGGGUUUUUGUACCGUUUUUUCUUCUUCAUUAUUUAGUUGUCCAUCUCCGAAAUAAAGAUUUUUCCGAAA
Harmonia axyridis is the source of this 2677-nucleotide messenger RNA. RefSeq names its product unconventional myosin-XVIIIa-like. The record is from RefSeq and is a predicted model, not a curated record. Bases 109 to 2586 code for a protein of 825 amino acids. The transcript is spliced from 9 exons. NCBI's taxonomy places the organism in Eukaryota, Metazoa, Arthropoda, Insecta, Coleoptera, Coccinellidae.